This is a messenger RNA of Anarrhichthys ocellatus (wolf-eel), 2868 nucleotides long. RefSeq names its product NIM1 serine/threonine protein kinase a (gene nim1ka). NCBI's taxonomy places the organism in Eukaryota, Metazoa, Chordata, Actinopteri, Perciformes, Anarhichadidae. The record is from RefSeq and is a predicted model, not a curated record. Gene Ontology annotation, biological process: microtubule cytoskeleton organization; protein phosphorylation; intracellular signal transduction. Gene Ontology annotation, cellular component: cytoplasm. Gene Ontology annotation, molecular function: tau-protein kinase activity; ATP binding.
CCGUAUGUCCAUCAAGCUUCAGAGGACAAACUGAUAUUACAUUGCGGAGCGGACAAUUUGCAGCUGCAGCAGAUUUCAUGAGAAAGCCUGGAUGCAGCAUGCGCUCGCGUCCUUGGACUGGAGGCUCUGUCCCGUUUCUUUGAGAUACAGGAAAAAACAUUAGCAUUUGUUUAUUGACUCCGUUGUCUAAACAGCUAUGAGAUUUGGGCAAGGACACUGAAAUAAUUUAAGUUCUAAAGGGCUCACACAUCUGAAGUCCUCCACCACCGUCAGCCAUGAGCUAAGCCCACGCUGAGCCCCCUGGGAGUCCCUUGCAGGAUGACUGCUGUCUGCCCGUCCGAGAACAGCCCAGAGGGGGCUGAAGCCGGGGCCAGGACAGCAGGCGCUAGGGGCCCAGGGGCAGCAAGCACCGCUGGGAGCAUCUCAGUUUCCGAGCCAGAGGCCGGGGAGUCAAACGGAGACUCUGUCGGAGGCACGGUUGGAGGCACGGCCGUGGUCGGCGGUGGCCAGAGGUGCACGCGCUGGAGCCGCCAGGACAGCUCAGACAUCAACACAGAUGAUGAGGGAGCCACCAUCCGCCGCCUCACGCCACUGGAAAGGCUGAACCUGGAUAUGUGCCAGGAUGACAGGGUGGUCCGCGAGAUAACAGUGGGCAGACGGAUCGGCUUCUACAAAAUUCGGGGAGAGAUUGGCUGUGGAAAUUUCUCCCAUGUCAAGCUCGGAAUUCAUGCGCUCACCAAAGACAAAGUGGCCAUUAAGAUCCUAGACAAAACCAAGCUGGAUCAGAAGACCCAGAGGCUGCUGUCCAGAGAGAUCUCUAGCAUGGAGAAGCUGCACCAUCCCAACAUCAUACGCCUCUAUGAGGUGGUGGAGACGUUGACACGGUUACACCUGGUGCUGGAGUACGCAGGAGGAGGGGAGCUCUACACCAAGAUCUCUACGGAGGGGAAGCUUUCUGACACCAAUAGCAAGAUCGUCUUCGCUCAGAUCCUCUCUGCUGUGAAACACAUGCAUGAAAACAACAUCAUCCACCGGGACCUGAAGGCCGAAAAUGUCUUCUACACCAGCAGCUCCUGUGUCAAGGUCGGGGACUUUGGCUUCAGCACACUGAGCCCCCGCAGCGAGACUCUCAACACGUUCUGCGGCUCUCCGCCGUACGCGGCGCCGGAGCUCUUUCGGGACGAGCACUACGUCGGCGUCUUUGUUGACAUCUGGGCCCUGGGGGUGAUGCUGUUCUUCAUAGUGACGUGCACCAUGCCGUUCAGGGCAGACACCGUGGCCAAGCUGAAGCGAUGCAUCCUGGAGGGAGCCUACAUCCUGCCCACGUGGGUGCCAGAGGCAUGCCAGAGGCUGAUCAGGGGAAUCCUCCAACCCACACCAUCUGACCGCUGCACGGUAGAGCAGAUGAUGGGCUGCGAGUGGCUGCUCCCUGUGGACUUCCCGCAUGCCAUGGAGCCCUUUAAACUAGACCCAUUCUACCUAGCAGAGAGCGAUCCAUCUGAACUCGGGGGGGAAGAGGUGGAGGUAAAAGCAGCACUGGAGAUGCUGGGAAUCAGCGCAGAACACAUCCUCAACAACCAGGGGAAAGACUGCAGGAGCUCCAUCACAGGGUGCUAUAGGAUCCUGCUGCACCGUGCUCACAAGAAACGGGCUGCUGAGAGGGCGCCUGCGGUCGCACAGCCAGUCGGACCAACAGCAAAGACGAAAAAGGAACGGCUAAAAGUGUACCGUAGCUUGAGGCACACGUCUAAACUCUGUGUGGUUCUGUGACAAAGUGCUCUGCUUCGCUCUGGGAAUUAAUUAGCUUCAUUGUCUGGGGUGAAAUUACAUGGACUUUAUUAGCAAUUUAAAAAAAGUGCUAUUCAGUCCAGCAGUUUGAAUUUAAAUCAUGAUUAAAAAGCCCACUGAGCUUCUGAAAUCUGGGAUUUCUUACUUUGGUAUCUUUCUUCUAAGUAAUAUUAGUCUCUGUGAGAAUGUUGAUGCAGCUGAAUCACUGUUGUCUCCCUUUUGGGCAGGGACCUGUAGUGCUGAUGAGAUUUGGAAAUGUUUUGAAGUAUAAUUGAUUUGAGUAAACAUAAUGAUGAUUAGAUGGCAUACACAACUUUAAUCUGGGUCACGCAGGCCAGAUGUUUAUAGCCCACGCUCAUGCUAUCUAUGCUCAGCAAACACCAAUAAGCCCUAUAUGAGAAAUCACUGUAGCAUACAUCUAAAGGAAAAGAGAUCCACAAAAUGAUGCUGAGUUGAUAAAGUGGUGAAACAUGCAGCCCGAACAUGAAACAUGGGGUCUUCAUGUUCAAUUGCACUUUUCUUUGAUGCCUUAGUUUUCUUUCAUGUUAUGAAAUCAGCCAGACUGGUUUCAUUAUACUCCUUAAUGUUUGUGAUAACUUGAAUAGAGAUUUCACAUCUUACAUUAUGUGAUGUAUCUCUAUGAGACGUUCCUGCUGUUACACUGAUUUACCUGAAUGACUUCGCUCUAUUUUUCCUGUGGCCUAAACAAAACAGAUUCAUGUCAUUAAACUACAAAUACCAACAUACCAACCACCAAAGUUUUAUUAUUGAUCAUGUGGCAAAAUACAUCUUUUUAAUACAAACUCAGACAUUUUCGGAAUGAGUUUCAGUAAUUAUUAUUAUCUUUAACUAUCUGAUGCCAUGUUCAUGCUCAUGUGUUGAUGAAAUGAAAUUGAAAAAUGUAAAUGCAUUCAUCCUUUUUUGUGAAAUAUUUAUGAUGCUUUUGUGUUGUAAUCAUUUCAACACUAGAUAUACAUUCACCGGUAAUUUGUGAGCAAUUAUUCCAGGAUCUUUCUUUUUUCUAUUAUUAUUAUUAUUAAUAUUAUCACACAAUGCAGACUCUAGUGUGCGGCAAGCUAC